Molecule: messenger RNA, 1255 nt
Organism: Andrographis paniculata
Lineage: Eukaryota; Viridiplantae; Streptophyta; Magnoliopsida; Lamiales; Acanthaceae
Exons: 4
Coding region: 200-1075 (291 amino acids)
Source: RefSeq, a predicted model, not a curated record
CAUUACAACCCAUUUAACUCUCAUAACUAGGGUUUCAAUUGUUAUCCUUCUCUUUUGUCAACUUUUGGAUCUCAUUCUCGCCGUUUUUCUCUCUACCUCUUGUUCCUCUUGGUGCUUUUUGCGAUUAAGCCGGCGCUCCCCUUUCUCGGUCUUGACGACCGGCCUGAGAUCAAAAGAAAGGCUUCGAUCUUUAAUUUUCAUGGCUAUUUUGAUCCUUUUCACCUACCUUCGAGAGGAUUUCACCAUCAUGGAUAAAACCUCCCAAAAUCUGCACGGCAACAACCAAAGCAACCAGCUGAAAGAUUCGGGAGUCACUGGCAGGGAGAGGAUGAAUGUAAUUCCAGAGAUUGAUGCACCCGGGGAACGGGUCAUCUACGACGUGAAUAAUCCUCGGUGGCUUUCAUCACUGCUGCUUGGGAGGUCGAGUUCCGACGUUCCGAGCACGGAUGUAAGGGAGGCAAUGGCGCCUGGCCGUGUUGUGUUGGGGGAUGCAUAUUACGACAGCCAACCCACAAGAGGACCAGGAGGAAAUGACAGUGGUGGUGGAGAUGGGGAUAGGGAUUUCUCGAUGUUGUCGGGCAUAGCAGCCCCGCCGGCGAUCCAACAGUCCGUGGGGCGGACUGCGAGAACAGCAUCUGAGUCGGAUUUGGAUAGUGGAGAGUCGCUGCAGCCGAGACCCUUCAAGUGCGCUCGUAGAGAGACUAAUAUAAUUCCUGCGAUUGAUGCAACAGAGGGACAAGUCAUCUACGACGUGGAUAAUCCCCGGUGGCUUUCAUCGCUGUUUCUUGGGAGGUCGUGUUCUGACGUUCCGAGCAUGGAGACAACCGCUAAUGGCCGCGCUGUGUUGGGGGAUGCAUAUUACGACAGCAAUCCAAUAGGAACAGGAGGAAAUGAUAGUGGUGGUGGGGAUGGGGAUAGGAAAUCUUCAUCAUCGUCUGGGAUAGAAGCGGCGGCGGUGAUGCAACAGUCGAAGGGGCAGACGGCGAGAAUGGCAUCCGCAUCAGAUUUGGAUGCGGAUGCGGAUAGUCGAGAGUCGCUGCAGCUAGCCAAGGAGGAUGAGGAGUCUGUGAACUGAGCUGAACUGAAAAGCUGAGCUGAUAUGCGGUAGAAGGUGAUGAAAAUUAAACUUGUUCAAAAAAAUUUCAAACAAAGCGCAGUAUUUUUUAUCAAGCAUUUACUGGUUUUUAAGUGACGGUUUAUUUACUGAAGUUAUUGUUAGAACAAACCCUUUGAUAUAUAACUGCGUUUGCAUUUA